GUAGAAUAAGUUGACAGCCCGUUGACUUAGUUCGGCAAGCUUACGCAAGAUGACCAACCAAACCGCAUCAAUCAUUCACAACUACUAUCCUUCAUCGAUACACCUACCACACUAUGCGGCCAACACCACCCCAGUUUUCUCACUAAUAGCCCAAUUCGGUAUCCUCUGGGUCGCUGUGCUUGGAGUCGCUCUGAUUAGUAUCCGCCGCGCACGACCUACCGCAAGUCGAUCAGACCAAUCGGCAUUCGUAUGGAUGUGUCUGACGGGAUUCAUUCACCUCUUCUUCGAAGCCUACUUUGUGAUCAACCAUCAAUCCCUCGCCAGCUCGCAGGACCUCUUCGGCCAGCUAUGGAAGGAGUACUCCCUCUCUGAUUCGAGGUACCUGACGUCGGACGCAUUCCUUGUGUCCAUGGAGGCCGUCACCGCCUUCUGCUGGGGCCCUCUCGCAUUCUUUAUCGCCUACUGCAUCGCCGCCCAGCACCCCGCUCGACACGCCCUGCAGCUCAUCAUGUCGCUUGGACAGGUCUACGGCGAUGUGCUGUACUAUGCGACGAGCCUGUUCGACCUCCACUACCAUGAGAUGGAGUUCUGCCGGCCCGAGGGUUAUUACUUCUGGUUCUAUUACUUUUUCAUGAACUUUAUCUGGAUUGCUGUGGGGUCUUAUUAUGCGUAUCAAAGUGCGGUGGAGAUCACGCGGGCUUUCAGGAAGCUGAGUGAGUUCGAUCGGAAACGCAAGUCGAACUGAUUGGUGUGAGAGGAGCUGGUUACGCAUGUUCGUGGCGGAAUCUGCCUCAGGCUCUAAGCCGGAUGUAUAAUUUCAGUGGGAAGGAGAAUAGUGUGUAGUAUGUUCUGUCAUACUGACUUCCGAACGAAGAUAUUUCUCUCGCGAGACUAUUAAAAUAUCCUGAUUCGACUGGUGAAGUCAUCUCCCCUGAACCUGCUCGGCAAUGACAGCUGUCGAGCUCGGGUAACCCGACUCCAGUCGACCGGCUUGGCGGUGGGACGUUAUAGCUUAGCUCUCUUGGCUCUAGUUCAGCCCUACUACUCUACCACGGUAGCUCAAUUGGGUAUAGAUGUUUCGGUGCUCAUUUAUGCAGUGAAAAUGAUUGGUGUACUAUCUCUAAC
This is a messenger RNA of Aspergillus japonicus CBS 114.51, 1125 nucleotides long. RefSeq names its product EXPERA domain-containing protein. Gene Ontology annotation, cellular component: endoplasmic reticulum; membrane. The transcript is spliced from 4 exons. The coding region runs from base 50 to 745 and encodes 231 amino acids. The record is from RefSeq and is a predicted model, not a curated record. NCBI's taxonomy places the organism in Eukaryota, Fungi, Ascomycota, Eurotiomycetes, Eurotiales, Aspergillaceae. Gene Ontology annotation, biological process: sterol biosynthetic process. Gene Ontology annotation, molecular function: steroid Delta-isomerase activity; cholestenol delta-isomerase activity; C-8 sterol isomerase activity.